Lycium ferocissimum is the source of this 2715-nucleotide messenger RNA. Its product is annotated as two pore calcium channel protein 1B. Lineage: Eukaryota; Viridiplantae; Streptophyta; Magnoliopsida; Solanales; Solanaceae. Gene Ontology annotation, molecular function: voltage-gated calcium channel activity; calcium ion binding. The record is from RefSeq and is a predicted model, not a curated record. The transcript is spliced from 24 exons. Bases 75 to 2324 code for a protein of 749 amino acids. Gene Ontology annotation, biological process: transmembrane transport; calcium ion transport. Gene Ontology annotation, cellular component: plant-type vacuole; vacuolar membrane.
CAUUCAUUUGCACACUUGUUCUCAUUUCUUCUUCAGUUUGAACUAGAGAGAGCAAAUAGAAUCUAAAAAGGAAUAUGGAUGAAUGUCUGCUUACAGGAGAGAGUAGUAAUAGGAGGAGGUUGAGUGGUUCCAAGGUUGAUAGGAGAACUGCUAUUGCUUAUGGAUCUGCUUAUCAAAAAGCUGCUGCUUUGGUUGAUCUUGCUGAAGACGGCGUUGGUCUACCUGAGGAAAUUCUUGAGGGAUCGAGCUUUGAGAAGGCAGCACCUUUGUACUUCAUGUUUAUUCGUUUUGACUUCCUCUGGUCACUUAAUUAUCUCGCACUAGUAGUUCUAAAUUUCCUUGAGAAACCUUUGUGGUGUUCCAAGCAUUUGGCUGAGUCUUGCAAUAACCGAGACUACUACUAUCUAGGAGAGCUGCCAUUUUUGACUGGUGCUGAGUCCCUUAUAUAUGAGGGUGUUACUCUUCUACUUCUUGUAAUACACAUUUUAUUUCCCUUAUCAUAUGAAGGCUGCAAUCUCUACUGGAAAAGUCGUCUCAACAGAUUGAAGGUCAGUUUGCUGUUAAUCUUGGUUGCGGAUAUUGUGGUCUACAUUCUCUUUCUAGCAGACUUCUAUUAUCUACCAUUCCGUAUUGCACCCUAUAUCCGUGUGGUGUUCUUUAUUUUGAACAUUAGGGAAUUACGAGAUAGCUUCUUCAUCCUUGCAGGAAUGCUUGGUACCUACCUUAAUGUUGUGGCUUUAUCUGCUUUAUUUCUUCUGUUCUCGAGCUGGUUAGCAUAUGUCUUCUUUGAAGACACACGGCAGGGGAAAACGACCUUUACUUCGUACGGCACCACGUUGUACCAAAUGCUUGUUUUAUUCACCACUUCAAACAAUCCAGAGGUCUGGGUUCCUGCAUACAAGGACUCGCGUUGGUAUUGCCUGUUUUUUAUUCUGUACGUGCUAUUGGGCGUUUACUUUGUUACCAACUUAGUUCUUGCUGUUGUAUAUGAUAGCUUCAAAAGUGAGCUUGUAAAACAAGUGGCUGAAAAAGAUCGUAUGAAGCGAAGGACUUUGAAGAAAGCAUUUAGCUUGAUUGAUGACAGCAACAAUGGGGUCCUCGACAAGAAGCAGUGUACCCUUCUGUUUGAGGAACUUAACAAAUACAGGUUCCACGUCGCAGUAUACAUUGAUACAUUAUCAUUAAAUGUCUUCAGGACUUUGCCGAAAAUAUCAGGAGAUGAUUUUGAGUCAAUAUUCGCUGAGCUGGAUGAUAGUGGUGACUUUAAGAUAAAUUUGGAAGAAUUUAAUGAUCUGUGCAUUGCAAUUGGACUGAGAUUUCAGAAGGAAGAAUCACGGCCAAUCUUUGAAUAUUGUCCAACUUUCUAUCAUUCAUCAGCAUCAGAGAAGUUGAGAGGCUUUGUCCGUGGCGCUACGUUUGAGUACAUAAUAGUGUUCAUUCUCCUUGUCAAUCUUGUUGCUGUUAUUAUUGAAACUACGCUUGAUAUACAGAACAACUCAGGUCAAACCUUUUGGCAGAAGGUGGAGUUCAUCUUUGGCUGGCUGUAUGUUGUCGAGAUGGCACUAAAAGUGUACACUUACGGUUUUGAGAACUAUUGGAGGGAUGGUCAAAAUCGAUUUGAUUUUGUCAUCACUUUGGUCAUUGUUGUUGGAGAAACAGCGACUUUUGUAACCCCUGAUGGUCUGACUUUCUUGUCCAACGGAGAAUGGAUUCGCUAUCUUCUUAUCGCAAGAAUGUUACGAUUAAUUAGACUCUUGCUCCACGUUGCCCAAUAUCGUGGUUUUGUUGCCACAUUUUUGACCCUCAUACCAAGUCUGAUGCCGUACUUGGGGACCAUAUUCUGCAUCUUGUGCUUUUAUUGCUCUCUUGGUUUACAGAUCUUUGGGGGGAUUGUCAACACUGGAAACCCCAAUUUAGCCCAAACUGAUCUUGCUGAUAAUGACUAUUUGCUUUUUAACUUCAAUGACUAUCCAAAUGGCAUGGUCACACUUUUCAAUAUAUUGGUGAUGGGAGACUGGCAAGUGUGGAUGCAGAGCUACAAGGAACUAACAGGGACUGCCUGGACUUAUGUAUACUUCGUCAGCUUCUAUCUUAUCUCAGUUUUGUGGCUGUUAAAUUUGAUUGUAGCAUUUGUCUUGGAAGCAUUUCAAGCAGAAAUGGAUCUAGAAGCUUCAGCAAGCUCUGCGGAUGGUGAAGACAAGGAUGAAAUAAGGGAGCGGCGGCGUAAUGUUGGUACUAAGACUCGGAGCCAGCGAGUAGAUUUCCUCCUCCAUCACAUGUUGAGUUCUGAACUAACAGAAUGCUCCAAUGACAACAAUCCAUAAGUUUGCUCCUUUCUCCAUGCUGCUUUCUGCAGUCCUGUGAACAUCAGAAGUUGAGUUAUUUUGGUGGUGAAGAGAAAUUGCAAUGUACCUUUCCAACUAAUUAUGUGUAUGUAUUGUGAAUUGUGGCGUGUUGUGUACGUUGGUGGUAUAAAUUCCAUCGAGUCUAAAACAACAUUGUGGCUGUUCCACUCCACUCAUAGAUGUAAUUGCCAAAGUGAUGUUUCAUUUAUGUGCACCUUUCUUGUGGCACAUAUGGAAACCUCACACGCUGUUGUGUUACUUAAUAUUGCACGUUGAUUGCAUGUAGUUUUUCACUCUUGUUUCUCAAACUUUCAAGUUAAAACAUGAUGAAUGAAUGGAAGAAAAAAAAAAUCAUUUACAGUUCAUAGGA